UGUAGAGGAGAGCACAAUGUAUAGGUGACUGCAGCCUCUCCUUCAGCAGAGUAUAUCCAGCUGGAUGAUACUUAAAGCUCCCAGAUGUAUUAUUUGUUAUCGUAAAGUAUCUACAAGUUUAUUUCCUCACUGGAUUAUGACCUGUUGCCUGUGAUCCUGUUCCUCUGGACUUGGAGACUGCUAAACUUCAUCUUCAGAUUCUCUCUGUACUCCGUUUCUUGUAUGUCACUCAAUAUCUGGAAUGAAUUAAAGAAGGUGAACAGGAGAAUUAUUCAGACCCUUCCUUAUUCAUGGAGGCUCAGACCCCUACGUAUUCAUAUUUACAAUGAUGUCCGACCGGAACACAAACUGGACAGCAAAUAUCAGUUAUGAAACCUCUUUUUCAUACUUGGACAAUGAUGAAGCACAAUCCCAAGAGCCUGUGUUAUCUAGAACAGGACACACAGUGGUGGCAAUUUUUCUUGGAUUUAUCCUUGUCUUUGGCUUCCUUAACAAUUUCAUAGUGUUAGUCCUAUUUUGCAAGUUCAAAACCCUAAGGACUCCAGUCAAUAUGAUGUUAUUAAAUAUAAGUAUUAGUGAUAUGCUAGUCUGUGUAUCUGGGACAACAUUGAGUUUUACAUCCAGUAUUCAAGGUCGAUGGGUUGGUGGAGAAUAUGGCUGUCAAUGGUAUGGCUUCGUCAAUUCCUGUUUUGGUAUUGUGUCGCUCAUCUCACUGGCCAUAUUGUCAUAUGAACGCUACACCACUCUGACCUUAUACAAUAAAGGAGGCCAUAAGUUUACUAAAGCCCUGCUUGCUGUGGCUAGCUCUUGGAUCUACUCACUGAUAUGGACCGUGCCACCACUACUUGGAUGGAGCAGCUAUGGGAAGGAAGGUGCAGGCACCAGCUGUUCAGUUCGCUGGACGUCAGAGUCUACAGAAUCCAUUUCUUACAUCAUCUGCCUUUUUAUCUUCUGCUUGGUCAUACCAGUUCUUGUCAUGGUAUAUUGUUACGGAAGGUUAUUUUAUGCUGUAAAGCAGGUUGGAAAAGUAAGAAAAAGUACAAGCCGAAAGAGAGAGUACCAUGUGCUGGUCAUGGUGAUCACCACUGUCAUCUGCUACCUUAUUUGUUGGCUGCCUUAUGGAGUGGUGGCUUUACUUGCCACAUUUGGAAGACCUGGAAUUGUCACUCCAGUUGCAAGUGUUAUACCUUCAAUCUUAGCCAAAAGCAGUACUGUAUGCAAUCCACUGAUCUACAUAUUCAUGAAUAAGCAGUUUUACAAAUGCUUCCUGUUACUCUUCCACUGUCCCCAGUCAUCACCCAUUAAUGGGAAAUCCCUGUGUCAAUCUAACCUAACUGUUAUUCAGCUCAACCAAAGACUCAACAGCACUGUGGUCCCUAAGCAAACACUGAUCCCAGGAGGCACUGAGAAGGUUUCAUUCAUAUUAAAUAAAGAUAAGGAAACAUCUGAUACAAACCAACACAUCUCAAAGCAAAAUAAAGACAAUUCUGUUUUGUGAAUUCCUUUAGACAUUUAUUAAAUAUGAAUCAAAGAAAUGACGGCCAUGUAAGAUUUGCUAUGCGGCAACUGAAAGCAUGUCAAUACCGUUUGGAUAACGUUGUCACGAUACGUACAUGGAGUGUAGAUUGGUAUGUACAGCUGACAGAACCUAAGAUGGAUCAAGUUUGGUAACAAUGGGAUUUCUAAUGAACAAAAUAAUAAUCCCAAAAAGCUGCCUGUGCCCUUGUUUUUUUGCACACAUAAAAGUCUGUCGUAGAAAUGGCUAUGCAAUAAGAGAUGAGAUAGCUCAAACGUCUCUAGGACAAAAAGGAUAUGAGGUUAAAUAAGUGAAUCUCAAGAAAAAGAAAAGGAACGCUGCUCUCAUGACUGCUCAUAAGCAAAGUUAUUUAUUAUUAGUUGUAUGCAUGUAACAAAUAUGUCUUAAUGUUCUACAUUUUAGCCAGACAAGGGAAAAUAAAAGUAAAUAAAAAACUUUUAACAUAACUUUAUUCUUUUAUGAGUUAUUUACAAGUUUCUGA
Messenger RNA from Hyla sarda, 2018 nucleotides. RefSeq names its product pinopsin-like. NCBI's taxonomy places the organism in Eukaryota, Metazoa, Chordata, Amphibia, Anura, Hylidae. The coding region runs from base 326 to 1498 and encodes 390 amino acids. Gene Ontology annotation, molecular function: G protein-coupled receptor activity. Gene Ontology annotation, cellular component: photoreceptor outer segment; membrane. The record is from RefSeq and is a predicted model, not a curated record. Gene Ontology annotation, biological process: visual perception; G protein-coupled receptor signaling pathway. The transcript is spliced from 5 exons.